Lolium perenne is the source of this 1070-nucleotide messenger RNA. Its product is annotated as protein MIS12 homolog. Lineage: Eukaryota; Viridiplantae; Streptophyta; Magnoliopsida; Poales; Poaceae. The record is from RefSeq and is a predicted model, not a curated record. Gene Ontology annotation, cellular component: MIS12/MIND type complex; chromosome, centromeric region; nucleus. Gene Ontology annotation, biological process: kinetochore assembly; mitotic sister chromatid segregation; mitotic cell cycle.
CCGCCGCCGGCCGAGCAACCACAUACUCCAGUCUCCAGCUUCCAAUCCAACCAGCGCACACACGCCGCCGCCGCCGCCGCCGCCACGACCCAAGACACGCGCCCGCUAGCCUACGAGUGCCAGGUCGGGAACCAUGGAAGGGGAGGACGCGAGCUCGGCGGCGGAGGCGGCGCUGGGGCUGAGCCCGCAGCUCUUCAUCAACGAGGUCCUCAACACCGUCGACGAGGUCCGCUGCCAGGCCUUCGAGUACUGCCUCCAGCACGGCGCCCCCGAAGCCGUCGGCGCCGCCACGGCCGCCCAGAAGGCCCAGGAGCUGGAGCGCGGGGUAACUGAAAUUCACCACUUGGUAAGGGAUGUAUUGGAUACGAGAAUGAGCAGGUGGGAGGCCUAUUGCCUUCGGCAUUGUCUAACUGUACCUGAGGGAUUCGUGGCGCCUGAAGAUGAUAAUUCUUCUGCAAAGGUGUUGGAUAAAGAUGGAAAUCAUGAUUUGGAGCUGGAUGAAGAACUCAAUUUAUUGAGGAAAAAACUAGAAGCUGCUAACAAGGAAUCUGAAGAACUGCAAAGAGAGAUUUCUUCCUUGGAAAGGCAAAAUACGUACAGGAGUACCCUUAAUUCCUCCAUAGCUGAAGUAGUGAAAUUGUUUGAAGACAAAUCUGUUCAGGACAAUAUUCAAGCUCUCGUGAACACACUACCAAAGCUGCACCAGAAAAUGAAGGUCAUGAAAAGGAAAAAAGUUGAGGCUGAGAGCAUGGUGGGCCAAAAUGUUUUGAACAUCAGCGGUGUUAGAGACCAGAAGCGUUUAGCAUUGGGUUCUGCUGCUAGCACCGAAGACAUUCAGGAGGUGAACGAGGCUAUGAAUGGGUUGCGGAAGGAGUAGCUCACGUUGUUAAGGCAGCCUUUGCCAUAUCAGCAUGUAGACUACUCAUCUCCUUAGCUCCGCUGUAAUCUUGCCAAGCUACACUCUCGCUAGCUGCCUAUGUGAUGUAAACCUGAACUGCAAUUCGAGCAGAACAGCUGUGUGUAUAUGUCAAUCAUGUAUCAUAUGUCAAUCAUGUAUUUCCAUUUUUUUC